AUGCCGCCAAAGUCGAAAGCCAAAGUCGCCGCCGCUCCUGAGGGCUUUACGCCCGAGAGGUUCGAAAAAGAGCUCAAGAGCCUUGCCGCCAAAGCAAAGGGCGAGACCAAGGGCCGGUUCUUCCAGAAGCAGGCUUCGGCGUACCUCAAGUCGGCCACUCUUCUCACCCUCGCCGCCGUCUACAGCAACGUCUCGCAACUGGCUCUCUCGCCCGUCUACGGCUCCAUCCCCUCGUCGAUAUAUCAUGCCAAGCUCGUCAUGGUUGCCUGCUUCUUCGGCUGGGCCGGCAACAUGUUUCUGAACCGCUCUCUGCGCUUCCACCCGGCCAAGCUGCUGCCUGUCCUCGCCCUCUGGGUUCCCGCCAUCCAGUUUUACCUGUACCAGACGAGCGGUGCACUCACGGCAUACUGGGGCCCUCUGGUCAUGGAGGCCGCCACGCUGUUGCCCCUGAUUGUGAUCUCGGUGAGCUGCGUGGCGACUGAGCUCGAGAAGGCCGACCUUUCGAAGCUGCCCAAGUUCAUUGCCGAUGCAGGCCCUGGCCUGGGAUCGUGGGGGCUUUUCAAGUUCGUCGAGAAGUGGUCGGGAGAGUACCUGCAGACGUAUAUCGGCAGGUCUUUCUUCCAGACCAGAAUCGGUCUUGAGGCGCUUCUGGCUGCCGCGUACUCCGUAUAUGCGCCGUCCAAGCUGCUGCUUCUCGCCGUCCCGGCUGUCCUGCACACGGCCGUGUUGAACACGCAUGUCCUGACACCCAUGGCGUCCGCGUCGCUCAACAGCACCCUGCAGGCCAGCAACUGGACCCUGCUGGACCGUAAGGAGUCCCUCACCGGCUACGUCUCAGUUCUUGAGAGCGAAGAGCACGGCUACAGAGUCAUGCGAUGCGACCAUUCUCUCCUCGGCGGCGAGUGGGUCAAGCACAAGGGACCCCGAGUUGCGGAGCCCAUCUACGGCGUGUUCGUGAUGCUGGAGGCCGUCCGGCUCGUCAAGACUGCGGAGGCGGUGCCCGACAGCGAAGCCAAGGCCCUCAACAUCGAGUCCAGCGGUCUCGGCAUCGGCACGACACCGGCUGCUCUUGUCGCUCACGGUGUCGACACGACUAUUGUUGAGAUCGAUCCCGUCGUGCAUGAGUUUGCCUCCAAGUAUUUUCAGCUGCCGUUGAACCACACUUCCGCUAUCGCCGACGCCGUGAGCUACACGCGUCAGCUCGUCGAUAACCCUGACGCCAGAUUCGAUUAUAUCGUUCACGAUGUCUUCACCGGAGGGGCCGAGCCUGUCCCGCUGUUCACCCUCGAGUUCCUCCAGGGCCUAAACUCGCUCCUCAAGCCCGACGGCGCUAUCGCUAUUAACUACGCCGGCGACUUCCUUCACCCGGCGCCGAAGCUCAUUGUCGACACCAUCAAGCAAGUGUUUCCCUCGUGCCGCAUUUUCCGCGAGUCGGAACACCCCACCAAGGAGAAGAUCGCCGAGGACGGCCAGGACUUCACCAAUAUGGUCAUUUUCUGCAAGAAGACGAGCGGCAAGCUCAAGUUCCGGGCCCCCGUCGAAGACGACUUCCUCGGCAGCCGCACGCGCCGCGCCUUCCUGAUGCCCUACCACGAGGUCCUCGACAAGCACUUCCUCGAGGGCGACUUUGGCAUCCUGACAAACAACAAUACCGAGCAGCUGACUAAAUGGCACGAGAAGAGCGCGCUGGGUCACUGGGAGGUCAUGCGGAUUGUCUUGCCUGACAAGAUCUGGGAGAUGUGGUAA
Messenger RNA from Colletotrichum higginsianum IMI 349063, 1746 nucleotides. Its product is annotated as Spermine/spermidine synthase. The transcript has 3 exons. The record is from RefSeq and is a predicted model, not a curated record. Lineage: Eukaryota; Fungi; Ascomycota; Sordariomycetes; Glomerellales; Glomerellaceae. The coding region runs from base 1 to 1746 and encodes 581 amino acids.